AUGGUUAAGGAAGAUGAAUAUAUCCUAACUCUCUCAUGCCCUGAUCGUCCGGGUAUCGUCCACGCCGUCACGGGAUUCCUCACCAAGCAUAAUCUCAAUAUUGUCGAUUCGCAACAAUUUGGUGAUGCAACCAGCUUGCGUUUCUUCAUGCGAGUGCACUUCGCACCAUCUGUCUCUUCUUCUCCAGAAACCGAGACGAAGAAAUUGAACGUGGAGGAAUUGAAGGGAGCUUUCGAGACGAUCGCUCAAGACAUGAGUAUGGAUUUCCAACUCGAUUCUUUGGCUAAGAAACCUCGUGUUUUAAUCAUGGUUUCUAAAAUCGGUCAUUGUCUUAAUGAUUUACUCUUUCGUCAGAGUAUCUCCCAAUUGGGUAUUGAAGUCCCUCUUAUUGUAUCCAAUCAUCCGGAUUUCGAACCGCUAGCCAACACGUACAAGAUUCCAUUCCAUCAUCUUCCUGUCACCGCCGCCACAAAAGCCGAGCAGGAAUCUAAAAUUUUGGAAUUGGUCAAGGAGAAUAAUAUCGAUUUGAUCGUUCUGGCUCGCUACAUGCAGGUUCUUUCCCCGACGUUGUGCACGGCGAUGAGUGGAAAGAUUAUUAAUAUUCAUCAUUCUUUCCUUCCGUCGUUUAAGGGUGCGAAACCAUAUCAUCAGGCUUAUGAUAGGGGUGUGAAGAUUAUCGGGGCCACGGCACAUUUUGUCACGAGUGAUUUGGAUGAGGGUCCGAUUAUUGAGCAGAAUGUUGUGAGGGUGGGUCAUGGUCUUAGUCCUAAGGAAUUGACGGUUGAGGGAAGUAAUGUGGAGAGUAAUGUUUUGGCGACGGCGGUUAAGUGGGUUACUGAGCGGAGGGUUUUGUUGAAUGGUCACAAGACGGUGGUUUUUAACUAG
Molecule: messenger RNA, 885 nt
Organism: Sclerotinia sclerotiorum 1980 UF-70
Lineage: Eukaryota; Fungi; Ascomycota; Leotiomycetes; Helotiales; Sclerotiniaceae
Product: formyltetrahydrofolate deformylase
Exons: 1
Coding region: 1-885 (294 amino acids)
Biological process (GO): 'de novo' IMP biosynthetic process
Molecular function (GO): formyltetrahydrofolate deformylase activity
Source: RefSeq, a predicted model, not a curated record